Messenger RNA from Spodoptera exigua (beet armyworm), 1946 nucleotides. NCBI's taxonomy places the organism in Eukaryota, Metazoa, Arthropoda, Insecta, Lepidoptera, Noctuidae. The record is from the annotation of a GenBank genome assembly.
UGAGAACGAACGAUUUGGUGGCUUGUGGUCGUACUGUUCGAUUUAUUUCACUCUCCUUUCGGCGUCAGCAGUGGUCCAGAUCGACCCUGCUACAUAGAAUAAUCUUGAAUUACGUUUAACAUCCUGGAAUAAAUCACAUCCCCUAUAAUGUCUAAUAGUUGGAACAAUAGCCGUGGUGGAAGCGGCGGUUCCAAAUUCAGCGGAGAAAAGAAAUUUGGAAGCAGCAAUGGCUCCCGAUUUGGUAAUGGCGGAUCGAAGUUCGGUAGUAAUGGAGGAAGUGGUGGCAGGUUCGGUGGUUCUGGUGGCGGGUUUGGAGGCGGCGGCGGUAAAAAAGAUUUCACUGGCGGUCAAAACAUGCGCCGUCCAAAUUGGGAUUCCAUGUCUCUUCAACCAUUCAAUAAGGAUUUCUACAACCCACACCCAACAGUUCUAAGUCGAUCACCUUAUGAAGUUGAAGAGUACAGAAGCAAACAUGAGAUCACUGUUAGUGGUGUUGAAGUCCCUAAUCCCAUUCAGAAUUUUGAAGAAGCAAACUUCCCUGAUUACGUCAAUCAAAGCAUUAGCAACAUGGGUUACAAAGAUCCUACACCUAUUCAAGCUCAAGGGUGGCCUAUUGCCAUGUCUGGCAAGAAUUUGGUUGGUAUUGCGCAGACUGGGUCUGGCAAAACUCUUGCUUACAUUUUACCUGCUAUUGUGCAUAUCAAUAACCAGCCCCCUAUUCGACGCGGAGAUGGCCCCAUUGCGUUGGUUCUGGCACCAACUAGGGAAUUGGCACAGCAGAUCCAACAAGUUGCUUCUGACUUUGGAAAUUCUGCCUAUGUACGCAACACUUGUGUAUUUGGUGGUGCACCAAAGAGAGAACAAGGUCGUGACCUAGAACGUGGAGUUGAAAUUGUAAUUGCCACACCUGGCAGAUUAAUUGAUUUCUUAGAAAAGGGUACCACUAAUCUACAAAGGUGCACAUAUUUGGUCUUAGAUGAGGCUGACCGUAUGUUAGACAUGGGUUUUGAACCCCAAAUUAGAAAAAUCAUAGAGCAGAUUCGCCCUGAUAGACAAACUUUGAUGUGGUCUGCAACAUGGCCGAAAGAAGUAAGGAAAUUGGCUGAGGAUUACCUCGGAGAUUAUCUUCAAAUUAACAUAGGAUCCCUUCAGUUAUCAGCCAAUCACAACAUCUUGCAGAUUGUAGAUGUCUGCCAAGAGCAUGAGAAAGAAAAUAAAUUAAAUGUUUUAUUACAAGAAAUUGGACAGAGUCAAGAGCCUGGUGCCAAAACAAUUAUUUUUGUAGAAACUAAGAGGAAAGUAGAAAAUAUCACUAGGAAUAUCAGACGAUAUGGAUGGCCUGCAGUAUGCAUGCAUGGAGACAAGACCCAGCAAGAGAGAGAUGAAACAUUAUACCAAUUUAAGCAAGGCCGUGCCAGUAUACUUGUAGCAACAGAUGUUGCAGCCAGAGGACUUGAUGUUGAUGGAAUAAAAUAUGUUAUUAACUUUGAUUAUCCAAACUCGUCAGAGGAUUAUAUUCACCGAAUUGGUAGAACAGGGCGUUCAAAAUCAAAAGGCACUUCAUAUGCCUUUUUCACUCCAUCUAACUCUCGUCAAGCCAAGGACCUUGUGUCUGUACUACAAGAAGCCAAUCAGGUGGUAAAUCCUCAACUCCAAACUAUGGCUGAUCGCUGUGGUGGAGGUGGCGGCUGGAACAGGAACAGAUACGGAGGUGGUCGCGGCGGUGGCGGCUCAUUCAAACGUGGAAGUAAUUUCGGAAGGGGCAAUGGAGGAAGCAAUGGUGGCCACAAGAGAUUUAACAAUGACUAUUAAUUAAAAGUACAAAGUGUUAGUACCUAGCAAAUCCUUAAAUGAGUACUUGUGUGAAAUGUUGUAGUAUUAAGGAGUGUAGAAAUGCUGUUUGGUUGAUAUUGCAGUUUGUGAUUACAUGACAGGCAGGCUAGAUU